GGCUUGGCUGUAUCAGCUUUGCGUUGGAAUUUUGCCAUGAGAUUCAGAUGCUGAGCACAAAAUUGUUAAACAGAAAUCUAAAAUAUGGAACCCUAGAAUUUGUGUGUUUCUCGGAAUCGGUGAACGUUUUCUCUGGUUUGUGGUGUUGAGACGCAGAGAAAAAUGUCGACGGACCUGCAAUUGAAGUCGAGUUGUAGCGGAUGCGGAUCAACGACGGAUCUCUACGGAAGCAAUUGCAAGCACAUGACUCUGUGCUUGAGCUGCGGCAAAACCAUGGCGGAGAAACGCGCCAAAUGCUUCGAUUGUGGGGCCACCCUCACUCGCCUCAUUCGAGAAUAUAAUGUUCGUGCAAGUUCUACCAAUGAUAAGAAUUACUUCAUUGGAAGGUUCAUAAACGGUUUGCCUGAUUUUUCGAAGAAGAAAAGUGCUGAGAACAAGUGGUCUCUGCAGAAGGAUGGACUGCACGGACGCCAAAUUACUGAUACUCUGCGGGAGAAGUACAAGAACAAGCCUUGGCUCUUGGAGGACGAAACGGGUCAGUCCCAGUUCCAGGGUCAUCUAGAAGGUUCCCAAUCGGCUACAUAUUACCUGCUAAUGAAGGAAAGGAAGGAGUUUGUUGCCAUUCCUGCUGGUUCUUGGUACAACUUUAACAAGGUAGCUCAAUAUAAGCAAUUGACAUUGGAGGAAGCAGAAGAGAAGAUGAAGAAUAGAAAGAAAACUGCAGAUGGAUAUCAAAGAUGGAUGAUGAAAGCAGCAAAUAAUGGCCCAGCUGCAUUUGGUGAACAUGGGAAAUUUGAUGACAAGGAAAGCAACACAGGUGGAGUGAGAAUCCGUAAAAAAACUGGUGAGGAUGAUGAAGGUCAUGUCUCUGAUAAGGGAGAGGAGGAUGAAGAGGAGGAAUCAGAAAGGAAGAGUAGACUUGGACUAAAUAAAAGAGCUGGUGAUGAUGAUGAAGAAGGUCCAAGGGGAGGGGACCAUGAUCUAGAUGACGACGAUGUUGAGAAGGGUGAUGAUUGGGAGCAUGAAGAGAUUUUCACUGAUGAUGAUGAAGCUGUUGGCAAUGAUCCCGAGGAAAGGGAGGAUUUGGCUCCUGAAGUUCCUGCUCCUCCUGAAAUCAAGCAGGAUGAGGAAGAAGAGGAUGAAGAUAAUGAAGAGGGGGGAGGUCUGAGUAAAUCUGGGAAAGAACUGAAGAAGCUGCUUGGAAAAGCUAGUGGUCUGAAUGAAUCUGAUGCAGAGGAUGACGAUGAUGAUGACGAUGAUGUGGAGGAUGAUGUUGGUGUUCCUCCUGCCAUUGCUACGAAGCAAAAGGAUGCUCUUAAGGAAGAACCCGUUGACAACAGCCCUUCAAAGCCAACAGCAACAGGACCUGCUCGUGGAACACCUUCUUCAAAGUCUUCAAAGGGGAAGAGAAAAUUAAAUGAAGAAGCAAAGCCAUCUAAUACUGCACCUCCAAAGAAGGUGAAGGUAGAAAAUGAACCAAAAGUGUCCACCAAAGAUGGAAAUGGGUCUGCAUCUAAAAAUAGUGCACCUCCAAAAGGUACACCUCCAUUGUCAUCAAAGGCCGGGUCUUCCACAACCACUUCUGGACCUGUGAGUGAGGAAGAAAUUAGGGCUGUUUUAAGGCAGAAGACUCCGGUGACCACUCAGGAUCUUGUAGCUAAAUUUAAGGCAAGACUAAGAUGUUCAGAGCAAUUUUCGGGUGAUCCAUUUGGAUUGAUGGCUAAACUGCAUCUGUGCUUCUUUGCCACAUGCAGGAUAAGCAAGCAUUUGCUGAGAUCCUUAAGAGAAUCUCUAAGAUACAGAAGACUACAAGUGGAGCCAGUUAUGUUAUCCUGAGAGAUAAGUGACAAUGUAGACCCCAAUGAUUGGUUUUGACGGAAAAUGCAGCAUUAAGAAGAAAAUAAGUUCAUAUACCAUGUAUAUUUUUCACAUUUUGGGCCCAAUCUUUGAGAUUUAUACUAUUAAGUUAAUGCCCAUUAAGUGUACGACUUUUGCUUUAAAACUCGUUGAAGAUCAGUUUUCUUCUGGGAGAUGCAAAUUGUACAAGAGUAACAAUACUUAUUUUUCGUGUUAUGUGGCCAUUCAUAAAUGUUGUGAACUGUAAAAUGUAGCUUGAGCAAUUUCAUCAAUCAUGAUAUUUCGAAAUGCUUUAGGAAAA
Messenger RNA from Glycine soja, 2158 nucleotides. RefSeq names its product transcription initiation factor IIF subunit alpha-like. The transcript has 9 exons. Gene Ontology annotation, cellular component: nucleus; transcription factor TFIIF complex. Bases 163 to 1836 code for a protein of 557 amino acids. Gene Ontology annotation, molecular function: TFIIF-class transcription factor complex binding; DNA binding; RNA polymerase II general transcription initiation factor activity. NCBI's taxonomy places the organism in Eukaryota, Viridiplantae, Streptophyta, Magnoliopsida, Fabales, Fabaceae. Gene Ontology annotation, biological process: positive regulation of transcription elongation by RNA polymerase II; transcription initiation at RNA polymerase II promoter. The record is from RefSeq and is a predicted model, not a curated record.